AUGGCUGCCUCUAUUAAAAGAUUCAACACUCCUAUCUUAAAACCUUUAUGGCCAUUCUUUGUCGGUGGUGCCGUUGUCUUCUGGGCCGUUGGUAAAGCUGCUGAUGCCAGUUCAAGAACUAAAGAUUUCAUCAAUGAUCCUCGUAAUCCUCGUUUUGCUAGAGGUGAAAAACCAGUUGAAUUAAAAGAUUGA
Hansenula anomala is the source of this 192-nucleotide messenger RNA. It is a transcript of the gene ATP18, whose product is annotated as F1F0 ATP synthase subunit i. NCBI's taxonomy places the organism in Eukaryota, Fungi, Ascomycota, Saccharomycetes, Phaffomycetales, Wickerhamomycetaceae. The transcript has a single exon. Gene Ontology annotation, biological process: proton motive force-driven ATP synthesis. Bases 1 to 192 code for a protein of 63 amino acids. The record is from RefSeq and is a predicted model, not a curated record. Gene Ontology annotation, molecular function: proton transmembrane transporter activity.